This is a messenger RNA of Medicago truncatula (barrel medic), 1552 nucleotides long. RefSeq names its product receptor kinase-like protein Xa21. Gene Ontology annotation, molecular function: ATP binding; protein kinase activity. The coding region runs from base 197 to 1369 and encodes 390 amino acids. NCBI's taxonomy places the organism in Eukaryota, Viridiplantae, Streptophyta, Magnoliopsida, Fabales, Fabaceae. The transcript has 3 exons. Gene Ontology annotation, biological process: protein phosphorylation. The record is from RefSeq and is a predicted model, not a curated record.
UCAUUCCAAUAUCUAUCAAUCUAGACUUGGUUGAUUUGAACCACAGCCCCCCACCAAUACUCACAUUUACGCAAAAUGACGAGAAGUGGGUCGUGAAAUAAACGUUAAUAUUUUUAAUACUCGUUUUUAAUCCACUAUAUAUCAUCCCCAUCAGUUCAUUGCCUCGUCUCUCAUUCCACACACACAAUAAGGAAAAAUGGUGAAUCUAUUAUCUUGUCUCUUACUUGUUUUGUUAUCAUUGCACUAUUUUGUGGCUUGCUUAGCUGCGAAUACGAAAAACAUCACAACGGAUCAAUCUGCUCUUCUAGCAUUCAAAUCUUUAAUUACUUCAGACCCCUAUGAUAUGUUGGCUAAUAAUUGGUCAACAUCCUCUUCUGUAUGUAGUUGGGUUGGUGUAACUUGUGAUGAGCGACACGGAAGAGUCCAUAGUUUAAUUCUCCAAAACAUGAGUCUUAGAGGUAUUGUUUCCCCAAACUUGGGGAAUAUGUCCUUCCUAGUUAUACUUGACCUCAAAAACAAUAGCUUCAGUGGUCAGUUUCCUAAAGAGUUAUGCCGGUUGCACAAAUUAAGGGUUCUUCAUAUCAGCUAUAACAAGUUUGAAGGGGGGAUUCCUGCAGCGUUGGGGGACUUAUCACAACUUCAAUAUUUGUAUCUUGGUGCUAACAAUUUUAGUGGUUUUGUACCCCAAUCUAUUGGUAAACUUCGUCAGUUGAAAGAAUUGGAUACUAUUCAAAACAGAUUGUCUGGACCCAUACCUCAAUCAAUUUCAAAUUUGUCCUCACUUGAACGUAUCGGUUUAUCUUUCAACUACUUUUCAGAUGUUGCAUCUGCAUUGGAAUAUCUUCAUCAUGGUUCUUCAAUACCUGUGGUUCAUUGCGAUCUAAAGCCUUCGAAUGUCUUGUUGGAUGAAAAUAUGGUUGCACAUGUUAGCGAUUUUGGUAUUGCCAAGCUCCUGGAUGAAGGACAAUCUCAAACUCAUACACAAACUUUGGCUACUAUUGGAUAUCUUGCACCAGAGUAUGGAUCUAAAGGAAUUGUUUCGGUCAAAGGAGAUGUGUACAGCUAUGGGAUUAUGCUAAUGGAAAUUUUCACAAGAAGAAAGCCAACAGAUGAUAUGUUUGUUGCAGAACUAAGCUUGAAGACAUGGAUCAUUGGAUCAUUGCCUAAUUCAAUUAUGGAGGUCCUGGAUUCAAAUUUAGUCCAACUAACUGGGGACACAAUUGAUGAUAUAUUGACUCACAUGUCAUCUAUUUUUAGUUUAGCAUUGAAUUGUUGUGAAGAAUCACCUGAUGCAAGAAUCAAUAUGGCAGAUGUUAUUGUGUCGCUAAUGAAAAUAAAGGCUUUGGUUCUUGGCGCAAACAGGGUCUAGUUAUUUCCCUUUUGUACUAGUGGCGUUUUCAAUAUUGUUUUGGAUUGAUGGCUUGCUCUUUUUGUUUGUUCUUUCAAUUUUCUUUGUUUUUGUAUGAGAUUGAAGUACAUUUUUUUUUUUUAUUCCUCUAACUUUUAAGAGAAUCGACCGCUGAAUAAAAGAUUAUCCCACAAUCAUGUAAAA